AAUUCGAGAAGUUAUGGUUUUAGUAUCAACUUUCCAGUUUACUGCUUACCUGUGAAGACAAAACUAGCGUUUUACGCAGAAUUGAAGGUAAUUUGUAGGAAACCAAUCACUCCAAUGCAGCAUGCUGGAGGCCUUCACCUUGCAAAAGAAGCGCCAAAACAGCUGUCUAUGUAAUCGCGAAUCUAAUUCUUCCAAUGUUUCCUUAACACUUCAAGGCUGUGGUUUUGCGAAGUGCAAUGAAACUACACAUAGUAUUUACUGAGCUCGUGGAUACAUCUUUUUCAUUCAGAUAAAUAAUUAUUUAAAUCUUCAAUGCUGCUUUGCAAGCCUGUUAUAAUUAUAUGCUCUGGUGCUCUCAUCAGUGGUCGGUUCGAAAAUAAGGAAUUAAGAGACGGAUUAGUAAAAAUGCAACAAAACUAUUUUUUCUUUGGAAUCCAUUUUUUUUUCUUAAUGGCGGAUUUUUCUCCAAAAAAGGUUCUUUCAGAAAUAUGCUGCAUCAUCAUUAUAAAUGUGUACAUACCUAGGACAGACCCCGGGGUUAUAAUUAUAUGCGGGUAUGUGCUCUCAUCAGUGGUGAUUUUGAAGAAAAUUUAGGAAGGAAGGCGUUUUUAGAACGGGAGACGCCAUUUGAAAUUAUUCAAGGACAGAUUGCUUUUAAAAAAAUGGCGUUAACAAGCAAACUGUUGUACUCUUGUUUUCUAGAACGGAGUAUAAAAAAUUGGCCCAUUUUUUUUCUUAAUAGGCGGGUAUAAAAAUUUUUCUAGAACGGGGUAUCAAAAAAUUUUUUUCAGAACGGGUGCCAAUUUGAGUCCCAUCAUCAUUAAAAAAAUGUGUACAUACCUAGGACAGACAUAUAAUUAGAAAUGGUAAAAGGACUCAAUUUAGUACAAGUCAGGGAGUUAUAGGGCGAGUAAUUUCAAAUCAGGUGAGAGCGAGGCACAAGUCCAGUUGAGUAUCGUUGUUUAUGCGAGCUUGCAAAGCAGGCGUAUUUUACUUCGCAGUCCAAGAGUGAUGAUUCUAUUGUUGUGACCAACUCUCCUCUCCAUUAUGGAUGUUGAAACUGACAGAGGGAGAGGUUGAUCCACCCCUUCUCCCUUAGUUUUUAAAUUUCUUUCAAGAUGGCAGUUGUGGGAGAUGGAGUGGGCUUUUGUAACAUUUUCUUCUGGAAUGAUCUCUGAAUCUUAUUUAAUCUCCUCAAGAGCCAAAACUUUCAAUUGCAGAAUGAGAAGUUUCAGAACUCUCUAAUGUUACUGCAUUGCACUGUGCUAACUGUCAUUUGCAGUGCAUCAUGGGAACUUGGAUCUGCACUUAAGGGUUGUUUUGAAGACAAUAGUGUUAUGCAACCCUUUUCUAUUUUGAGAUUUAAGUGAAAGCAAGUUAUUACUUUUGUCACUGUAAAGUUCAUAACAUAAGGAAACAGCACCCAAUACCCUACCCUGAGUAAAUCUAAAUCUAAAUGUCUGAUCUGCAACUUGCAGUACAGCCCAUAGAUCUGCAGGUGUAAUAAUAAACAUAAGAAUUUCUCAAUCUCCUGGCCCAUCCUCUGGAAGAUGUAUUUUCUCCCAAAUACCCUUCAUUUCCCCCUAAUCCACACCUUGUCGUAGGGUUGGGGGGAUAGGAGAAGAGUGGUUUACAUCGACCCUUGUUUUGCAUUUAAGCCACUAGAAAAUUCCCAAGAUGCAAUUGCCAUGGUGUACAAUCAAUAAUCAAGAAAGGGUUCUUUUUUGUUGCUUGUUAUCACUGUGUCAUGCUUUCAUCUUCAUCAUUGGUGAUCAAGAUUAAUUUAGUAGAUGGAAGUUUCAUUGCUUUAAUUUGUUACUAAAAUAUACCUUGUUGUUUUUUUUCACAGGAUAGAGUAAAUUUACAACCAUCAGCUAUCACCAUGAUUUGUUCUCAUUAUUGUGAUUUUAAUGAAACCUUAACAAGUCAUACAUCCACGGAUUCUGGCUUGCCAAGAUGCAUUAUGGGCACUGUUCCCCCUGCCGUUCUUCUCUUCUUUAUCUUCUUUCUAUUUCUGCUUCAACUGUGGAAAAAAAGAAAGAUCCGUGCCGAAAGUAAUCGACAUACUUUGUUAUCUGAUGAGGAAUCGCCAUCUGUUCAGGAAAUUGUAAGAGAAGAAUUCAAGACAGGUAACUCCGUAUUGAAUUGUAAGCGUCUUGAUGGACAUUGUGACUUUGAAGACCCUUCCGUGCAGUUUAUUGCAAACCCCUCCUAUUUAAUCCAUGGAGACAAUCGCACAUCAUUUUUGUUCACAUUUCACCAGUUCUUACACAUCAUCCUUUUGUUUAUUCCUGUUAUUGAUAUCAUAACCAAGGCUACCAUUGCGCCUGACAGAAUACAAGGAUAUGUCAUUGUUAAUGACACUAGCAUGUUCAUUACUUGGAUGUUAGCAUUUUUUGCUCUGCGCACGGAGUGUGCACUGUAUUUUAAGGCUCACAUUAGCAGGCAUUCCCUUGGAAUGCUCAUGUUCUGGACUCUGGCAUUUGUAAAGGAGAACUUGUCCUUCAUCUCGUGGCACAAUCCUAACUGGUGGUUUGGCCGGAAUACAAGGAUCCACGAAGCAGAAUUUGGUUUGUUUGUGUCACGUUAUACCAUCAUGGCUCUGAUCUUUCUGUUUGGAAUGUUGGGACCAGGGCUUUAUCGUCCACCCAUAUCACAAGUAUCAGUCACAGAAGAACCAACAUUUCUGGAAGGAUCUGCGGUAGGGAAAAUUCUUUCUGUGUAUUCUACUUCAUUCUCUCUUCAUGCGAGAAACCAAUACAGUAAAAUAUACCAUGGCAAAUAUUCAACCUAUUGCAAAUAGGUAGCUGAAAGACUUAAGGUCGGUACACACCAGGCAACAAGUUGAAGCAACAUGUCACGGCAACAAAUUGCUUCAUUUGUGUACUAGAGAAUUUUUGUGAAAAUCUUUGUCUCUGCAACAGAAUUUUUUCACAGUAACAUGUUGCAAAAACUCAAAUCAGACAUAAUUUGUGUGACUUUUUGCAGUGACAAAAUUCUGUUGCAGAGACAAAGAUUUUCACAAAUUUAUUUCUUCAGUACACACGAAGCGAUUUGUCGCUGUGAUGUGUCACCACAACAUGUUGCUGCAACUAGUCACCAGACCUGUACACACCGAGUGAUCUGUCUCUGCAACUUGUCGCCUGGUGUGUACUGACCUUUGAGAACCAUUAGUUGCUGGUAACCGGCUUUUUUGGCAGGCUACUGCAGUUAAAUCAGCCGGCUACUUAAAGUUUCUAAAUAAGUCAAACAUUACAAACACUGGAGAAUUUGUAGGAUAAAUGACCGAUUGCUUUUCCUAAGAGACCGGCUAUUUGAAACUUUAAUGACAGCCCUGAGCCAACCUGAGUAUACCAAGCACGGCAUGUCUUAGUUAUUUUAUUGUAAUUUUUAAAAGGUCUGGGAGUAGAGAUACACAGUAUUUUUAUGUUCUGCAACACUCACCAGUUGCUGAUCUUAUUCUUUAAGGCAACUGACCGCCGUGGACAGUCAGCCUUUAAAGGUAUCUGGCACAAAACAAAGAUGUUGUGGCCCUUCUUAUGGCCUGCAGACAGGUAAUAAUAAUAAUAAUGAUAAUAAUAAUAAUACGUUACACAUAAUAAUAAUACAUCCAUUAAGGUAGUCGAGGAGCUCUCUUAGUAUAAAGACUUAGAGCUUGAAACUGCCAGAAUGUGGAAAAUGGAAACAGAGACAAUACCAGUUGUCAUUAGGGCGCUUGGGGUCAUUAAGAAGGGACUGGAAAAGUACGUUGACACAAUUCCAGGAACAACUGGCAUCAGCAAGCCCCAAAAAAUCACUCUUCUGGGAACAAACAGUCCACAUCGUCAGAAAGGUCCUGUCAAUCAAGUAAACUCUUUGGUACUCAAGGUCCAUGGUUUGGACUCAGUGCUUCUGAGACUAAACAACCAAGCCAAGGAUUACAAUAAUUCCACGAUAAUAAUAAUGAUGAUGAUUUACACUGUAUAAUAAUAAUAGUUAGCCACAUUUGAAAGCUUGUUUUUCAUUAAUGAACAGCACAAUCAAUUCAACUGGGGCCACCCAACGUUAUUCAGCUGUAAUUUGUUACAAUAAUAUUUCUUGAUGACUAGGGCCUCUUGAAUUGAUAUUUUGUUGUUAAAUAAUAUAUUUUUUACCCAGGGAGAAGAUGGGCGAAGAGAUUUUUGUGUCAGUAUUCUGAAAACCACACGGUCAAGUCUUUCCCUUGUUUGUUUUUGUAGGGGCCUUCAAGUAAAGGUGGUUGUAUGCUUUCUUCUCCUGGGGGCAGGACGUGCUGUUAAUGUUCUUGUCCCUUAUAUGUACAAAAUAAUAGGUGAGUUCCAUUAUUACUUAUUGUCUAAUGAUUUUAUUCUGAGCAAAGUUUGGUGUCUUGCCUCGUUAGGUUUAUAAAUUUGUUGCACACGCAGGGCUCGCCUCGCGUGUUGAUCGCACAGUGAGGCAGAAACUCGAGAUGCAAAUAUUUCUAUAGUUCUCUUGGGUGUCCGCAGUUGACGUCAUCCAGUUAUGACGUCAGAUGUGUGGAGGAGUGGUCAAGGAUCAAUUUUCACUGAUAGCAAAUUCAGAGGGAGCAAGUUCAAAUCCCGGCAAAGCCAUACUUUUAAAAUUUGGAAUUUUUUUUUUGUUUUUUGAUCACUUUUUUCCCCUUUGCUUGUUUCCCUUUAUUAUCACUGCUGAUCCUUUAAAGCUUCGUGAGAAUUUUGUGGUAGUGUAUUUCUAGUUUAUUUUUAACCCAAUCACCCGCUGGAGAUUUUGCCGAAAAACUCCUCUUAAAGCUUGUCGAUUGGUUUUCUGGUCACUGUCAUGCUGUUAAGAGCUAAAACUUACCACAAAGCCGUUUGCAGGUUGUACACUUCAUGGCCUUCUGAUCCAGUUGCAAAAUACCAGCUUGCGAAGUUUGGUUGUGUGCAGAAAGCAAAAUUUGGAGAUACCUCCCCUCUUUUUUCGCUUUUCUUGCCUCAUUUUUGUUUCCUUUUGUUGGGCUUUUAGUAGGCUUUAUUUUGGUGGGAAAAGUUUUUAGGAAAGCUUUUAGGAUCUUAGGAUUAGGUGAAAGAAAAGGUAGGUGGGUUGUGGAACAAGAUUUUCAUUGCAAUUUUUAGGUCAAUGUUACAUGUUUUUUGCCGUUUUCUCCGGUGUUCUUGACUGAAUUGUACUCAUUCUGGUAUGGAUUGAAAGAUCUCUUCACUCUGCACACGUUAGUGGACAAAGUUGUCCUUGACCAUUAAAACUGGUGAUGUCAGAAGCGGUAGAAGGGACAUGGAUCUACACAGGGGGUUACAGGCGGCUCAGGGACGAAUGAGUUAAUAACGUGAAAUUUUGAAUUCAUUUAAGUGGAGCUAGAAAGCAGAAGCCAAGUGUGGAGAUUGAUGGUAACAAACAUGAGAGUAGCAAAUACCACCAGCCCCUGCUGACCCCACCCUUGGGUGGGAUGAGUAGGGGCUGAAAUAUUACCUUUAAAAUACUGACUCACUAGGAAACUUUGCAGUCACAUUCUGCUGAAUUGUGAUUUUUUGGAGCUAGAAAGGAGAUGACAAGUAAACAAACUUGAGAGUAGCAAAUAGCACCAUCUCCUAUUGAUUCCACCCUUGGGUGGGAUAGUUAGGGAAUCAAAAAUUACAUUUAGAGUAUUUGCUCAACAGGAAACUUUGUAAUAAAAUUCUGCUGAAUUGUUAACUAUUGUGUUAUGGUUUAUUGAUGGGACUGUCUGGUAAAGGAAGGAUUAAGUUAAUAAGACUUGACCUUAAUUAUCUCUGAACGUUUCCUGUUUUCUGUCAUUUCAGUUAACCGCCUUACACCAGGAAGCAUUGCACUCUCUGAUCCCUGGCACCUGAUUCUGAUUUAUGUGGCACUAAGGUUUUUACAGGGUGGUGGCACUGGAGGGAUUGGGUUACUGAACAACAUAAAGGCUUUCCUGUGGAUAAAGAUCCAACAGUUUACCAGUAGAACUCUUCAAGUCCGGCUUUUUGCACAUCUCCACAGGUAUAGGUCUUGUCAUAAAGUUUGAAUGAAAAAAUGUACACAGUUUUAGCAUAAUAUUAAUGAAUAAUUUUUGAGCUGGCUUGAGGCUUUCAAACCUAUUUCCCUUUGCUUUAGCUAUUAUUUUGUUGAAAGUUGACUUUAAAUUUUUUUAAAAGAACAAUUUUCCAAAUUUCUGUUUGUCAAGACACUUGGCACUCUGUUGGCAUCUACCAUUUGCGUUUGUUUAAUAAAGGCAUUCCCCUCACAGGAGAAGUCAAGGAACGAUGAAAAUUGGGUUAAGGCCAGCUCUUGUCAGGGGAAACAGAAAAAUAACUCUCAAAGAUGAUGAUGAUGAUGAUAAAGUUAUAUAAAAUAUAAUACAUGUAUAUUAUAUGUAUUCAAUGUAGAUGCAUUUUAGCUUUUUGAAAAAGUUUGCAAAUAGCAUGAGUAAUAAUUAUAGAUGUUGUGGUUCAAAUUUAUUCUUAGUUUAAAUUUUAUUUCCUUUUGUUUUCUGGUAUGGUAAUGUAUGAUAAUGAGUUUAAAACAAAGGGAAAUAAAAUUUAAACCAAGGAUAAAAUUGAACCACAACGUAUAUAAGAAACAGAUUUACAAAAAUUAAAUUUGGUAAAAGUAAGUGUUUUUAUCUCAAAGUGUUAAUCUUUGUGAGAUUUUCAAUGAUCCAGAUCAGGAUUUAUGAUCCCAGAUCACUCAGGUCAUGUUGCAUCAAAGGUCCCGCUGAAUCUGUGUCCAGAUGACUUUUGUGGUAUUUACUUUGAUUUACGAUGAUCGGAGUGAUCCUGGAUCAGUAGUGUUGGUCUGGAUCAUUCCAAGAGAAUGCACCCUUUGAUUAUCAAGUAUACAUUGAUUUUCUAAGAACUAGCAUUACAAUUUAAAUAUUUAAUUGAAAUUUGGCCAAAAUAAAUUUUGCAUCUCGAAGGAUUUAUCUUUGUGAGCUUUUCCUAACCUUAUUGAAGGAUUGCUCGCUUUGACUUCAAUAUUUUCAGCCUGUCACUUAGCUGGCAUUUGAACCGUAAAACUGGAGAAGUGAUCAGAAUGGUGGACAGAGGUGCCAACAGCAUUUACAACCUACUGAAGUAAGUUACCAACUUUUUUGGCUUAAUUCUUCUAGUCUGGUCAAAGUAAAGCUGCUAUAUUUGAAAGUAUGGUAUAUCAGUAAUAAAGGAUUAAUGGUUAAAUUUGUCAAAUAAAUUUGUUGAGUCAAUUUAUUAAUUUAAAAAUUUAAUUUAAAAACAAUUGUAGAUUCAGUGUUCUCACCAGGCUGCAGCCUAGUGGGAUUCCUGCAAGAAAAUCUGAGAUGGCGCAUAAAAAGCCAAGAAGAUGCGCUCGUUAGGGCGUAGGGGUGUGCUACGAGUCAAACAGACGUUAGAAAAUCUACAGUUACGUAGUUUUAAUGGUCAAUGCAACAACCCAUCAUUUUGCUUGGUCCAAUGAAUAAAAAACAUGAUAUCAAAAGAUUCAAAGUCUUUAAUUUUAUUUCCUUAACUUUCAUUGUCACCACGUACAUUGCGAAGAUUGGUGCAUGCAUGGUUAUCGAAUCAUAAACACCCCAUCCACCAUAUUGGAUCAGGUAAGUACUUCAAGUAACAGAUUUUUUGGAGUGCAGGCUCCCUAAUGUUCUUACAGGGCCCCUAUUUCUCCUCAGAGGGGGCCCUGGGACUCCCCAAUGCAAAAUCCUGGUGAGAACACUGUAUAUUAUGAUGUCCCUGAUGAUAUCUCUCAAAAGGUGAUGUACUUGGACCAGUUCUACUUUUCAAUUAUAAUAAUUGCAUCUGCCUCAUUCUAUAAUAAAAUUUCAAGUGGAUUUAAUUGGAAAGUUUCAGGAACAAGUCAACCAAUCAUGUCUAUGGUUUGAAGCAUCUUGGAAAGGCCUUAUAUUUACUGUAGCAGGAAUUUAUUGAUUGAGCAGAGAGAACUUUAUGUUGUUUUCCAAAACGUGCAUGACUGUUCUUUGACUCUUUUGUAUUUUUAGCUACCUUUUGUUUAAUAUUGUCCCUACCUUUGUUGACAUUGGAGUGGCUAUUGUCUACUUCAUCGUUGCUUUCAAUGGCUGGUUUGGAUUACUUGUCUUCUUAACCAUGUUUCUUUACAUAGGUAAGACUGAUUAGUAUUUGCAGUAUUAAAAAUAAAUGAGUACAAAACUCAAUAUUCCAUUCUAGAGUCAAUCAUUUAACUCCUUUUUCUCAUUUUAAAAUUGUGUAGAUUGUGCAAUUAGAUCAAUGAAUCAAUUAAUAUAAAUGUAACUGUGGAACCCAGAAAACCAUGAACACUGGAAGUAUUUCUGCAAUCGUUAUUUUGUUGCAAGGAGAAAGCCAAUUAAGCGUGAGAAAACUAAGCCGGCAAGCAACAACAUUGUGGUUUGUGGCUAGCUCACGUGUCCUGAACUUUGCUGUGAUGGGCAUAACAUAAAUAUUCAUGAAAUGUUUUGAUGAUAAAAGAGAAAGAAUCACUUAAAAUUUUAUUUUUUUUUUUGUUUCUAAGGGUGUACUAUUCACCAUUUUCACUUAAACCAUAUUGCACCUUGUUAACCCCCCUCCCCCCCCCCGCCCCCGAAAAAAAAAAUUGCAUAAACAUUGUUUCCAGUUUCUCUUGGGUAUUUCAGUCAUUGCAAGAGAAAUCAAAGGCAACAGUUAUGCAAAAUUUUGGGGGGUAAACAAGGUGCAUUGUGGUCAAUGUGAAAAUGGUGAAUAGUAUACCAUCUAAAAAGUGGACUGUCGUACUUAACAUUCUAACUUGUUCACCGCCAGAGUGAAUGAUGAAGUGUCCUGAGGUGGUUUAUCGUUUACGCCUGUAGACAAACAUCUACGAUAUGGCCAGAAAAGUAAAACCACCUCAGCAGUACUUUCACAUAGUGUUACUUGUUUUUGGGCAUUUUUACAAAAUGAAAUUGAGAAGUUUUUUGUCAAACUUGGACUUUGGUUACCUUUGGCAGUUAAAUGGUUAAAAACUCCUUGUGAUGCUACAUUUUAAUGCCAUAAUUGAUAUCAGGGCAUUGUCUUAAAACACUUCAUUUAUUAAUUUUGUUAUGUUCUCUCAGUUGCCACUGUGUCGAUCACUGAAUGGCGAACAAAGUACCGGCGGGAGAUGAACGAGAAAGAUAACCGUGCCAAGGCUAAAGCUGUAGAUUCUUUGCUGAACUUUGAAACUGUAAGCACUCAAUCGAAUUUUUUUUUUUUUUGCAAGUUGCCUUUUUGUGUUCUACAUCAGCAAAAACUUUGCUAACAUGUUACAUUGUAGGCUUGUGUUUGUGAUUAUGGUGAUCAGUAGUUGAUGUUAUUACUUUUGUGAAGGGUUUUUGGCUUUUAAAAUAUGCCAAAGGGAGCCCAGUGCUCUGAAUCUGUCAAAUCCAGGCUACCCAUGAUUUUUAUGAAAAGUAAGAUUUUUUUACUAGUUGCCCACGCACAAAGUUAAGGUAUUAGGGGCCACCAGGCAUGGCUAGAUCAGAGCCCUGACUUUAUCUUUUGAGUCUGUGGAAAAUAGCCUAUGAUGUUUCCAUUCAAAUGAAACCUCAUGGGCAGAACUUUGCAUAGUAUUUAAUAUUUAAAUCUUGGAAUCUAACUUUAACAAAUUUGGACUUUUUCCUUUGGAUGGGGGCGGGGGCGGGGGAUUGGUUACUUUAGCCACAAUUAGGUGUGAAAGGGUUGGCCAUUCUUUUUCAGGUGAAGUAUUACAGUGGAGAGGACUUUGAAGUGGAGAGACUUGAUGAUGCAAUUAAGGACUAUCAGGUAUAGAGUUGUGUGUGUGCCUUUUUACUUCCACAUGCCCUUUCCUUCUUUUUAAUUUCCUCAAUUUUGCCUUUUGAAAGAUUCGAUGACUAGCAGGGCUUGUAAGGUGUAUUCAAUCAGUGUUUAGAGGAGAGGAAGAUGAGAAUCAGCAGUUUAUUAUUGUGUUUUCAGCUUGUCAUGGGCUGUACUCACUAAAUGAAAUGUAAUGCAGUUAACAACAAGGAGGCCCUCGCUUACUGUCGGUCAGCUGUCAGUGCAUAGGCUCAAGCAUGGUCGGCCUUGCUUGCAGCUCCACAUGCUUUGUACGGCGUUUCUUGGCCGCUACUGGCUUUGUUUAGCUUUUGGAUUUACUCCCAUCCCUCUUCCCACCUUUUAUUUUUCCACUGACAAAUCAGUGUGACAGGUGCCUGGUUCCAUUGGUGUGGGGGCUCAUAGUUAGAAGGUGCAGGUUUACCAACCAUUGGGGUGUAACUCUGUCUAUUGGCUGGCUUUGUCAAAAGUGGAAGCCCGUGGACAUCCAGGGCACCCACCUCCACUAAGCGGAGCUCCAGUUGUUAACACAGGAUUAUUUAGUUUGUUUUUAAUAUGGUUGACUUGAAACCAAAAAAUUAAAUUUGGUUUUUAGAUGACAGUACUCAUUGUGAUGAUCUAUAUUGGGCUCUGUAGCAAUAAUAUUAUUUAUGGUGAAAGAAAUGUGCAGUAAGUAAAAAUGCAAAAGGCUAAUUUUUAAGUUGAGUACACAAUAAUACUGUGCUUGUUUACCUUAAAUGGUUCUCAUAUGCCGCUGAUCUACCUGCUACCUGGGGUACUGAGGCGAUAUAAGAACAGGAGUCGCCAGCAACUGAGGUCAUGACAGUCUUUAUAGCCGGCAUGCCUGUGAUGAUGACUUGUGUUCAACUUCGCGGGCAUGCCGGCUUAGGUUUGCUAGGUGUCUUGUUCCUAGCAGCACAUGUUGCCAUAUCGCAGAACAGUUUCCAUGUUGCAAGUAGAUCUGCAGCAUAUGAGAACCACACCUUAUGAUUUUACAUUACAAUGCUUUUACUUAUCUUGUUGGAUUCUUUGAUUUUCACUUUUCUUUCAGAAUUGUGAGUGGGAGACCUUUGCAUCUCUUGCACUGCUGAACACUGCUCAGAACACUGUAAUUACUGCUGGUCUUUUGGCUGGAACACUCUAUUGUGGCAAGCUAGUUGUUGAUGGAAGUCUAGGGGUAAGUACUGGCAAUAAGAUUCCAGCCAUGUGUCAGGGCUCGAAAAAACAAUAAUAUUUGAAUUCCAGCUUGUCCUUUGGGCAAGAAGCUCUCUCAUUUUGCUUUAUGAAGGCCAUUUCUUACUUGUCAUAGUUGAUGAUUUAGUUAGAGGAUAUCUGGCCCUACCUUUCAUGGUUCGUACAAUCUUGAAAAGGUCUUGAAUUUUUAGUAUUUGUCUUGAAAAGUCCUUGAAUUUGGUUAAAGUUUUUGAAAAGUACUUGAUUUCUUUAAAAAGGUCUUGAAAAAUCCUUGAAAUUCACUUCCUUGCUUAAAAACAUUUUUGUGCAUGAGUACCUCAGAUGCAAUUGCAAGUCAUACAGGGCAGUCAUUUUUCAAAGCAUUGUUGCGGAAAGUAGUGUAAAAUAAUGUGAUCGUGAAUGACUCCAUGACGUGUUUUUACCAAUAAGGUGUUCAAAAGUUGGUUAAAGGAGGAGUGUCACAAGUUGUGAUGGCUAUUUGUAAUUUAAACAAGUGGUUAACCUUACAACAAUGUAGCCAGCCGUUUUGCGUCUUAUUUCUGUGAACUAUGGUUGCCCCUCAAAUUUACUGUAGAUUAUGUGUUACUUUCCACUGUGGCUUUGCACUCUUCCAGUGUUAUUCAGAUCUGUGCUCUUGCUGCUAAAUUACUGUAAAUUCUUUAGCUCGACCCUCUCUUCCCCAAAUGUAACUUAUCUUUUUUACUGUAUGAGGGAGAUAGCGAGCAAGCUCGGCAACGGGGCAGGAAAAGGAAGGAGAGCUUGCAAUUAUGUCUCUGGAAUUUGGAUAGCUACGUCAAAAACGUCGAUGCGAAAUGCUGAUUGGCGAAGAUGACAUUAGUAAUGACAUCAUUACCCUUGGCACAUGUUUUUCAAUGUUUGUUUACAUUUGCAAUCGUUUCCACUUCCCGGGUCAUGUCAGGUCAGUCGACGGGGAGCCACAGGAGAAUUGGAGGUGGAAUUCAAAUUCCAGAGAUGUAGUUGCAAGCUCUCCUUCCUUUUCCCACCCCACCACCAGAGUGCCCCGGAGAGCUUGCUCACAGGCUAAUCUUUUCAGUUCAUUUGCGAGAAAUUCCACAGUGGGGGUCUCUAAAGCCAAACUUUGUAACUGAACUAGAAUUUUCUGAGAUGUGUUGGUUCUAAACCCAAACCAAUGGAUAUCUUGUUCCAGAGCACCAUGAGUUUUUCUAUGCACUGUUUUUCUGCAGGUUGGAGAUUUUGUUCUGUUUGUGACAUACACCACACAGCUGUACAUACCCCUUAACUACUUUGGAACUUACUACAGGUAAGAGCUUGGGAUGUGUCGACAAAAAUUGGAAUAAGAGAGAUUUUUAAGAGUCAUUCAUGCAUCAUUUUAGGAUGUAGAGGCUUUUAAAAAGAAUACUAGUUCCAAGGGACUGUCUUGGGCAAUUUGCUAUCUUUUUAAAAGGCUAAAAGUACUUGUCUUCGCAUCAAUUGAAUUCCAAAAAGAAUGGUCCAGUUUUGUUAUUUAAAACUAUAAUUUGGCAUUGAAACUGUUUCCUGUCGUCUGUUGCUACAGGUGGCAAGGAUGGACACGGAUUAAAACGCUGUGCUAAUUUUUUCAGGUUUUAAUACUGCGCCUUAAAAAAUAACCAAAAAAUACUGUGCUUAAUGCUCUCUUGUGAAAUUUGAUUCAUUGAUAUCUUCCUCUUAACUCUACAGGAGAAUUUUGCGUAUGUGUAAAGGCACUUAUAAUAAUGACUUCAGCACAGAAUUGACCUAAAACACCAAUAUCCUCGUGACAUACCCCUUUUAGCAUUGUGUUCAAGUCAACCGGUACGGCGGAUGGAGCUUUAUUUGGGUUGUAUCAAGACGAGAGAACUGGCUUAACAUUUGUUACUAAGAAUACUUAUUUCUUUCACCUUGUUUUAGGAUGAUUCAACAGUCUUUCAUUGACAUGGAAAACAUGUUUGACUUGUUUCAGCAGAAAAGACAGGUGUGUAGGUGAAAAAUAAUAUCAUAAUGUAAUCAUUUAUAUUACAGAUAAUUUUCCUACUGGUAAGGUAGGUUUCAGCUUUAUCCCUUGGUCAAUUUUUGACUUUUUUGAAUGGUUAUUUUUCAUGUUAAUGGGUAUAAAAUUAAGAAAACAGUUACAAGCAAAGGCCUUUUCUGAAUAAUGUGUCUGUGUUAGUGAGCCAUCAGCUAUUAUUGACUUCUUAGUAAUGGCCCCUAAAUUUAAAUGUUAUUAGUGGAUGAGGUUUUUGUGAUAUCCAGAAUAAUCAAGGUCGAGGUAAGUGUUAUCAGCCAAAAGCUGAAGCCUGAGAUCUUGAUUAUUUAGGAUAUGACAAAAACCGAAUCUAAUAAUUGUUUUAUUAUACAUUGUUUUGAAGAAAAUAACAACACCGUCGCAAAGAACUGAAUUGACAUAGCUUUGGAAAUCAUGCAUUGCUCACGCAACCUACAGAUUGGUCUGUUAUCUGCUGGCAGAGAACGAAAGUAAUCAUGAGGUUGUGCUGAUUUCCAAAAUUACCUGUAGGCUCUUAGCCAAUGCGAAAACAGAUAUGUACAUACAGCAUGCCAAGAUCGAAUCACCUUGACCGAGCUAGCUUUGUCAAAUGAAAAAGAAAGAUUUGCUUCAUUUUUCCAACUGGCAAAGCUAGCUUUAGAAUAAAUACCCAUUUUUGGUCUUUUUGUUGUUGUUCCUGUUUGCAAUCUAUAAAUAUUUCGUUUCAGGUGAUAGAUGAGCCCCAUGCUCCAGAUAUCAGAGUCACCAAUGGUCUGAUAGAGUUUCAGCAUGUCAACUUUUCAUAUAACCCGGAGUAAGUUUGUUUGAUUGUCUCUGAAUGAAACUGAUUUCCAGCAAAACUUUUUUUGUCAUCAUCCACCCUGCAUGCACUGAAAAAUUACCAAACUCCUUGUACCUUAUUCUCACUUAAUUUCGCGAGUGUUAAAUUGAAAUCUAAUCCUCGCGAAGAUUAAAAUCUUAUACAUAUCAAUAAAAGAAGUAUAACAUGGACAGAAUAAGGACCUCCAUAUGAUGUCUGCCAGAAUGUAGUGUUACAUGUAAUAUUUUACUGUCUCACUAUUUGCGACACCUAUUUAGCCCUUGCUUUGUUAUGUUUAGCCUGUUUUGUUUGUAAUUGUCUUUGUUUGCUGUUGUUUGCAAUAAAAUUAUUUAUUACUGUUUUGAGGUCAAAGAUACCUUUAAAAUCGCGAAAUUUAAUACACUCCAAUUCUACUUUUCCCUAAAAAUCGCGAAAUUAAUUCAGAAUAAGGUAAAUCGCCAUAAAGUUUGUACAUGUUGUUCGUUUUGUAGUUCAAAUGUAUAACAUUUAUUUUUGUGAAGUAACAUAGUAAAGUUGACAACAGUAGCUAACCUAUCGAGCGUUAUUUUUUCUUUUAUUUGGUAACUGUUAAUUGAACACCGUAUUUCACAGAAAACAGAUUCUAAAAGACUUGUGUUUCACUGUGUAUCCUGGUCAGACUGUGGCACUAGUUGGUCCUUCGGGAAGCGGAAAAAGCACCAUCAUCAGGUUGCUGUACAGAUUCUAUGAUCUGGACUCUGGCGUCAUUUCCAUUGAUGGACAAAACAUAGCAAAGGUAACUCGGCAACCCUUCUUACUCCUUUUACUCGUGAUAUAUAGAGAGCUUUAGAUUUGAGGACGUGGAUCACAACGAGUACGAGAUUUUCUCAAUACUAAGUAUUGCGCGCGCGUGAACCAGCGUCAUUUUGGCGGGAAAACAGGAUAGCCGUUGUUAUUCUACUAAGGAUUCAGCGAGAAUGUCGUAGUGGCGAGAGAAAGUUAUCAAAUGUAAGAAGUUUUAUAAGUUUGCUAUCGGAAGAGGGCUUAACCUCCUUCACUAUAAAUAACCGUACUAACUUUUUUGGUGAAAAACGUAAAAUGAAGCUUUCCGGGGUGUCUUUUUUUUUUUUUUAGAACACGCGCAAAAAACUUUAAGUUAUAAAAUCUCGUUCUCGUCCUCAAAUAUUAAGCUCUCUAAUGUCGUACAGACGGAAACAAGUUAUCAAAUGUUAGAAAUUUAUCAUUUUGCGAUCGGGAGAGGGUUUAACCUUCUUCAGUAACGAUAACACUGAAGACGCCCUUAGUUGUUAGCUCCGUUCAAUUGCAUGUUUUUAAUGAAUAUCUUGCGUUGGACUAGGUUGCCCAGAAGUCUCUGCGCAAGACGAUAGGCGUGGUUCCCCAGGACACAGUUCUGUUUAACAACGAUAUAAGGUAAUUCAUUAAAGGCGCGAAGCGAGCGAGGCUCACGCGCUCUACGCGUCUCCCGCAAGUCUCAUUCUUCCUUUUCUCCCUCGCUCGAGACCUUUCGCUCGACCGCUAGUGUGUUCUUGACGUACGCAAAAAUACGGACUGUUUUGCAUACUAACUACGGCCCCUUUAAAGGAACGCCAAUGUAUUUUACACCGUCAUGGAGAUUCCAACAUAGAUUGCAGCACUGCUGUUUUUAUACGUGAUGCAUUCUGCCUUUCAUAACCAGUCUCCUCCACUAACAUUGACGGCAUGUAUAUUAUCAGAAGCGUAUAACCCUGCUUCUGAUAUUAUCCGGCUAAUAUUUCCACUCCAUAAUAUUAAUGGUAGCUGUGGUUAUUCAUGUUAGGUAUAACAUCCGGUAUGGCAGGAUAGGUGCUGCAGAUAGUGACGUGGAGGAAGCUGCCUCGGCUGCAGACAUGCAUUCUAGAAUUCUGACCUUCCCGAACGGUAAGAGCACGUGUUAUAUAGCUGGAAAUGUUUUCCCAACAGCGCGCGCUCUCGUUGGUUACUUCGAGGUCACAUGACAUCUAACAAUGAAACUGUUUCCCGCCAAAAUCACCCAGAGGGUAACAGUGCGCUGUUACCCGCGAAUGUUGACCGACAACCGCCGUUACAGCGAGGUUUAAUGAAUUUUCAGCUCAAUAACAAGUCACUUUACGGCCUCUGGAAACAUUGAGAUUAACUGUUUCCCUCGGGAGCAGUGUUUAAUGUAAUUCUGCUUUUGCUGUAUUUCUCAAAUUUUGAAAUAACCUUGUCGUAUCUCUUUCCUCUGCAGAGGACUUUUUGGGGAGCUUAAGCAACAAUGACGACGACGGCUACGCAAACGUCGCUUAAAAAGUGAAUUCGCGCUGCCUCAAACUUUAUCGCGCUUAUUCCAUCUCGUGUAAUUCGUCAAAUGUUGCCAAGUUUUUCUGGAGUUGAAUUCUAAAGGACUGUAUCAGAGUUCAAGAAAAGAAAAAGAAAGUUGUUGCCUUGUGUUCCCGUCCUCGACAAAACGUGAAAUUAGGCACUUUCACGUUGUAGUCGUGCAACGACGGCUAAGAAAUGUACAAAAGAGCGUCGUCGUUGCUUAAGCUCCCUUUUGUGUCGUAGGAAGGAAAAAGAAACAAGAAAGCGAGCGGCGCAUGAUGGAAAGGGGAAAGAGAUCCCCGCGCGAUUUCUAUUUUUUUUUUUUUUGGCCUAUUUUUGGGAUACCCAGCGGGAACCUCUGCGGAGGAGCGAGGCGUCGUAUGGUUGGGAAGUUGGGCGCCCGAGGGGUGUCGGAAGGCCCCUAUUGUCACCAACAUUGUCUGAAUUUUAGGCUCUUCUAAGUAAACCUGCACCGAUAUUUGCCAACUACCUUUUUAGAGGAUUUAUUCGAAAGCACUCAUGGCGUGAUGGAAAUCUGUCAGCUGCUGAGAUCCUCGAAUGCAAAAUGGUCUGCAACGAUCAGCCUUACAAAGCAAGCAUUGCUUAAGAUAACAGCCCUGAAGUCUCAGCGGCAACCCCGCACAGAACCUGCCUGCGUUGCCUUGUCUUGUCUUAAGGUUAAACUUGCCUAAACAGCAUUUAGUCCCAUUAAAUGGAAAAUUCUUUAAUGGCAAUGACCCAGACAAGGUUUUAUGAGCCCGCAAGACUGAACAACCCACCCAAACCCUUGUUUUCACUAAAACAGCUGGACCCCAACCUGCUUGAAGUCAUUGUUAUCUAAGGUCUUCCCGUUAAAUAAUGUGAAUUGAGAGCUUUAGAUUCUAAGACGAGGACGACUUCGAGUACGAGAUUUUCUCAAUACUAAGUAGUGCUCGCGCGUGAGCCAGCAUCAUUUGGGCGGGAAAAAGUGGUAGCCGUCGUCAUGCUACUGUCCAUUAAUCUGUCCAUGCUACUACGAAUUUUUACGAGAAUGUCGUAGUGGCGAGAACAAGUAAUGAAAUGUUAGAAGAUUUAUCACUUUGGGAUCAGAGAGGGCUUAACCUUCUUCAAAAACGACAACAGUGACAACUUUUUUGGUGGACAAAAAUACGAUACCGGAGUUUGUAUUUUUUGAGAACACGCAAAAGACUUAAAAUCACAUCUCCUAGUCGUAGUCGUUCUCGUGCUCGAAUCUAAAGGUCUCUAAAAUAUGAGCGUGAGGGGAAGGAAUAGGGGCGCUUAUUUGGAUAAGGUUGCGUAUUUGAGGAAGUACGGUUAUCCGUGUAUGAAUAUUUCUUAUUUCAUCUCUCCUGUCCCAGGAUAUGAAACGGUCGUUGGUGAACGUGGUUUGAAGCUGAGUGGAGGCGAGAAGCAGCGAGUGGCAAUAGCGAGAACUUUGUUGAAGAAUCCGCCGCUUGUUCUCUUAGAUGAGGUAAUGAACGACUAAGACGACGAGAUUUGACUUCAAUUUUUCGCGUAUUCUAAGUAGAAAGUAGACGCAGUAGGAAAACUUCACAGAAGAGUUGACACGGUCAUCUUUAUUGACGGAGGUUAAGCCCUCUGCUUGUUGCAAGAUGAUAAGUGAUAAAACUUUGAACAGUCAAUAACUUAUUUUUGUCACUACCAAAUUUUUAGCUAAAUCUGUAAAACCAAAACCAUGGGGGCUGAAUCGCGUUUUGCUACCUAAAGUUGUUUUGUCUCGAUAUUUUUGACCAACUAGUUGGAUAUUACUAAAAUAAUUAUUCCUCUCGCCCUCAUGGCGUCUGAGUCAAUGGUCCAUUCGGGCUCGAGGAACAACUGUUAAAUAGUAUGCACAUUGAUUGGUUUUGAGAAAAACCUUUUUAAAAAAGCCCAAUGAACUGUUCAAAGUGACCAGUUGAGCCGGCUGGUUCUGAUUUUUUAUAAACAACUUUAGUCUUCAGAAAUUUCAGAAAAAAGGAUGAACUACCCCCGUAUAUAAAACCGACACUGGGUUAGACAUUCAAGGAGAGAUUUUUUUUCCACGUAUCAUAACUCUGUUUUUUCCAUGCGUGUAUUAAGUGACUUAUUGUUGUUCUAUCGCUUUAGGCCACUUCUGCCCUGGACACGCAAACUGAGCGUAAUAUUCAAGCUUCACUAAACAACAUGUGUAUCAACAGAACUACCAUUGUCGUCGCUCACAGGUAAAUAACGUAGCAGUGAAGUUUUACUUCGUUCACGCUUGAUUAUUGAUUACAAGUCCUCAGUGCGAUGAGACCACUACUACAAAUCCUAUAUUUUUAAACAUAAUGCCUCGUGUGCAAGAAAAAGUACGGGACAGGUCGGAUAAAGGUUAUCCGCCCUCGUGCGGGAAGUGUGUACAGGUGCAUAAAAAGCACUGGCAAACACGUGCGAGCAAGCUAUAGCUUUCUAAUUUAUUAAACUCUGACCUGCUUGACAAUGUUGUGCGAGAUUUUUAAUCGCAAAGGGUGAUGUGUGAACUCCAAGGAGCCAAUUGUCGGAGAGUCAUUUACAAUCCUCUUUCUGUAACAAUUGUAGGUUAUCCACAAUUAUAAACGCGGAUCAGAUUCUGGUCGUCCAAGAUGGCGAAAUAAUUGAACGCGGAAGGUAAUUUGAUUUUGCUUGCUCUUAGAACCUGGUAAAUGACUGACUUGUUGACUUUUGAGUAACUGGAUGACUCGUCGACAGUCGUCUCUCACAACCUCUCCCUAGUGGCGCGCAGGGUGUGAUGGAAAGAGUGAAGACGACUGGGGACGAGUCAGGGAUCCAGUGGUGAUCAUGGCAUUGUUGUACUGAUGUCAUGUGACUUUGAAGAGCAAAGCCGGAGUCCAUAAUUUAAAGGGGCUAUGCCACGAAGAUAUUUUUGUUUUAAGUCAAUUCAGUGCUGAAAUCAUCACUCUGUGCCUUUACCCAAACACAAAAUUUUCUUGUGGAGUUAUGACGAAGGUAUCAAACAAAUUUCAUCAGGGAGCGCUAACCAUAAUAACUUGUCGGUGAUUGUUACAGACAUAGAAUUAAAGCUUUAAAAAGUUGGCCCGACUUUUUCAAGUUUAAUCCAUGUCCAUCCUUGCCAUCCUUUGCAAGACACGACAGGAAACAGUUUUAAUGCUUAAAUAUAGUCUUAAAUAACAAAACUGGACCAUUAUUUUUUGGAAUUCAAGUGAUGCGAAGAACGUUUUGACUUUUUAAAAAGACAGCAAAUAGCGUGAUAUAGGCCCUUUUGAGUCAUUCCCAUUUCACACUUGUUAAGUCGAGCUACUGAAAAUAAAAUUAGGCGAUUAACUACCUUCUGUGUGUGGGUAGGGAGCUAGAGUAGCGCCGCCAUGAAGGCUGUAGGAAAGAGAAAAUCUUAAAACAAAAUCUUACUUUUCAACUUUGGAUAACCUUUACUAGCUCUUGGCUAAAGCCUCUCUAAUGAGUUGCUUAUGCUUUGAGGUGUCCCUCUCCCUUGUGAUCUUGACCAAUAUUGAGAACUCGGUUGAAGGCAUUUACCUCUCUCCUUUACUCAUUUUAUUUUUAUCAUUUUACGCUCGGUGAACUGAAAGAUGGUUUACACGGGCGGCGUUUUAGACGCGAUUUCAAAUCGCCCGUGAAAACUGGAGUAGGGUUCUUGAAAUCGCCGUUUCUUUGAAACUGCUCGUGUUUCGAUACAAGAUAUCGGCGAUUUUCUCGCGAUUGUUUCACCGUAUUAGCCCCUGCUGUAACCACUGCAUAAAGCCGAACGGAAAAUCGCCAUGCAAUCGCGGCGCUGAAAUUGCAAAAAAAAAAUUUCUGUGUGAAGGGGCCAUUAGUGAAAGUAGGGGCUCUUCUUGUGAUGAUUUUGCUAAGCGAAGCAAAAGACUGAGAGUAGAAAAGACGCGGCUUCUUGAUGUUUAUCUUUUUAACGGCAGACACGAUGAGCUGGUGUCAGACGGUGGGGUGUACGCUAACAUGUGGCUGCAACAACAGAAAGCGGAAAAGAAUGAGAAGGAAGGAGGCAUCACAGACAGCGGGGAGGAGUCCAGAGACGAAUAGGGAUUCCGAAGUUAAAAUAAUGAUAGAGUGUAUGAGAGAAUUGACGAGUUAAUAACGAGCACUUCAGGAGAGCUAUACUCAUCGCCAUCCACCUGAGUGAUGCAGCAAAGCUAAAUGUUAGAACUACUUUGAACAGCAUUAUGAACAUGACCACAGGAAAAUACUGCUUAGUAGACAUAGGCUAAGGGGAGUCAUAGACCUAGUGUAUACAGUCAACUCUCGCCUUGCGGACACCUCGCUAUAACGAACACCCCAAUAAUACGGACAGCAGAUAAAUUCCGGGCAAAAAUAAAUUACAGACAUUUGACUGAAAUAAACUCCCGCUAUUACGGACUCUCGCUACAGAGGACACUAACUUAAGGUCCCUACAGUGUCUGCUAUAAAGGGAGUUGACUGUAUCAGUCUAGAUUUAACCCUUUAAGCCCCAAUAUCCACAAGCAAAUUCUCCAAACUGAUCUCUAUACAUUUCUUUAAAGAAUAAGUUGAGAGAAUUUGAGAAAAGAUCAAAGCAUUUUCUCUUUGGUGAUCAUUUAAUUAAUUCUCAUAACCUAAUCUCUUGACAUCGUGUGGAUAUCGUUAGGAGAAAAUUGAUGUUGGUCACUGUUGGGACUCAAAGGGUUAAGAGUAGCAAGGUCGGGCAGCGUUGUGGUCACUGUUGUCUCUGUUAACUUAUUUAAAUUUAUUUAAAACUGUGUAAAUUUAAUGUAGUGAAGUGGUGAUGUAUUAUCUUUGAAACUGUAAUUAUUUUGAUGUUCAAACGUCAAUUGAUAUUUUGGGUAACGUUUCUGCACUGCUCCACUCAUUUACAGACUCGUACCCGGUCGCUAUUUAAGUGUUUUUUAGAGUGAGAGAAGAUUGGGAAUCAGGUUGAGGUGCGCGCGGGGUCUCAUGGGAAGGGAAGAAGUAAAAAUAGCUAUUUUUCCUUCUUCCUUGACGCAUUUAUUAUACGUGCAAGUUUCUGGUCCGUUCUUAGUACCUUAUUUAUCUGAAAAUGACCAUUUUCGAAUCCCACCAAAUACACUCUGUUCGCCCCCAAGGCCCUGUCCACACUACCACGUUGUCCUCGAAACGCAUCGAUCGAUUCUCGUCCACACUACCGUUUUAAUGCGUUUUCUACUGUCCUCACUCGAACGUCAGAAAACGCGCCUGUGAUAUUUUCGGUCACCGUUUUCAUUUCGAUACGUUUUCUAUCGUCCACACUAUUACAAAUGUGUGCGUUUUCGUUUUGAUCACUUUCAAGAGCGUUUUCAAAUUGAUUCGUUUCAAACGGAAACACAUUAGUACAUUGUGUUCAAAUUUUAUACAAAACUUUGUUCGGGGGAGCGGGGUGGGGGCAAACAGAGUGUAUUAUGGGAAUUCGAAAAUAGAGAAUACGCACCGUGAUUUUUAGGGAGUUAUAAUAACUCCAAAAAUGGAGUUAAAAUUUUAGGUACCGGAUAAUCCCUUUGGGGGGUUACUUCAACUCAUAAUUUAACUCCGAAUUUGGGGUCAUUUUUACUCCUGAAAAAGAGUUGUUUUUACUCCCAGUCUGGAGUUAAAAUAACUCCGAAAUGGGGUUAUUUUUACUCCUUACAUGGGUUGUUUUUACUCCUUUUGGAGUUCAUUUAACUCUGAAAUUGGAGUAAAAAUUUUAGGUACAGGAUAACUCCUUUUUUGAAGUUAUUUUAACUCCUCCUCAAUAUCUGGGGUCACUUUUAUCCUGAAAAAGAGUUCUUUAAACUCCUUUUUGGAGUUAAAAUAACUCCCCAAAAAAUAACUCCACUGUAAGGAGUUAAAUUAGCCCCACUAGAGGAGUUGUUAUAAGUCCUAGAAAAUUACUGUGCGCCACUUGCACAUCUCCCAUAAUGCACUGUAUUUCCCUCCCAAAAUUUUGCACAAGCAUUAUUUUCAAUUUCUCUUGGGACGGCUGUAAUGCCCAGGAGAAAUG
Messenger RNA from Porites lobata, 21959 nucleotides. The record is from the annotation of a GenBank genome assembly. NCBI's taxonomy places the organism in Eukaryota, Metazoa, Cnidaria, Anthozoa, Scleractinia, Poritidae.